UAAUGCUUGACCUUAUAUAGACUGAACUGUAAAUAUCCAGUGAUGGUUUUAAGAAACAUUAGCGGGAUGUGUGUUCUUUAUGUAUUGAAGCUAAAUGUUAACUAAUAUGUACAGAAAUAAAUAAAGGUGUUCUAUAUUCAACAAUUUUGUAUAAGUUGCGGAAAAGUUCGGGAUGUGUGUGUUGCCAUCCAGGUGGAGGCGACUCACUGGUCAGAUGAUCACUGAAGGUUAUAGAGAGUUGCAUGAUAAUUGAAUAUUAUAGCACUGAAUCAUACGGGCUUGGCGCUUAUUUUUGGCUAAUAGCAUUCGUGUGAGGCAUCAAGUUUAUGCAAGCUGCAGUCAUAGCAUCUUAAAAGUUUUAAUACAGAGACAAGUAGUAGUUCACCAUGUCGAUGAACUGUCUGCCAUUUGAGGUACUGGUUAACCUCUUCAAUUACCUGGGUGUGAGUGACCUUCUGGCUGUUUCCUGUGUGUGUAGGCUAUGGCGGGAAGCAGCUACAGUCCUCCUGGCAGAUAAAGUCACUAUCAUGGUCACAGAUGAUGCAGCUCCAGCUAUGGAAACUUUCAAGGAUUCAUCAGUCCCAUAUCAUAACUGGGUGUUUAAGGAGGUGAACCUGUCCAUAUGUGGGGUAUGGGGGGAUUGGUGGUUGGGUAAGGGAAGUGAGGUACGCUCCCUCAGCCUGCAUAGUACUGGCAUGAGUCAAGCAGAUUUUGUUGGUCUUCUAGCAUCAUGUACAGACCUUCGUGUUCUCAACAUUAAUGGCUCCAGAAGUCUCUUUAGGGAGGGUACUCUUUUAAACAACCCUGAAGAUGUUAAAGUGCUCUCAGCUUCCCUGAAGAAUGUGACUCAACUUCAUCUGGCUUGCUCUAGAUACUUGACAGAUUCACUCUUCUCCCGUAUUAUCUCUGUUGUGGGGCCUCUGAGAAAGCUCUCUUUGGCAGGCUGUCAGAUUACAUUCCAUGAAGCAAUCUAUAAGAGAUUCUAUCCAGAAGAUGGCCGAAUCAGUGUGUCAGAUCAUGUUUUAACUUUUAAACAUAUAUUAAAAUUUAUAGAAGAAAAGUCCAGUACAUUGAAGGAAAUAAGUUUAGGAAGAACAAUAGCAGACAGUGAGUCCCUGUAUAAUUUAUCAAUGGUGCCGGGCCUUCAGCUUGAAUCGGUACAUUUGAUGUCAUGUGACCAGGUGUCAAAAAGUGGAAUUCAGCUUCUAUGUGAAAACCAAAAGACCAUCACAGAUCUAGACUUGAGUCUGUGCUCACGCAUUACAGAUUAUGCAGUGUUAGCCGUGUGUCAGUACCUGCCCAACUUAAAGAAGCUUAAUCUACGCAGAUGUCAGGGCAUCACUGAGAAUGGAAUUAGAGCUCUUGGCCAGUUAAGAAAUCUUGAAGAGUUAAAUAUAUCACACCUGGAAGCCAUCACAUCAAAGAGCGUGGAGGAGGCUCUAGGGAAGGAGCCAAGGCCAGGCUUGCGGGUACUUAACCUGGCAUCACUAACAGUUGACUGGAAGACCAUAGAAAACUUGCCGACAGUAGCCCCAAAUCUCGAGCACCUUGAUGUCUCCAUGUGCAUCAGUGGCAUAAAUGACAAGAGCAUUCAGGCUAUAUGUAAAUCCUUAACAAAGCUUCGCAUCCUCAUCUUAAAUGGCUGCACAGCGUUGUCAGACAUUGGUCUAGCCGGUCAUGGCCUUGGUCAGAAGGACCCAGAGUUGAGUCAAGCAGUAGGUCUCUCACUAGAGAACCUUGGUAUAAAGGAAAAAGAUCCAUUCAAAGUGCAACUUGGCUCAAGAGCUGAAAAAACUAUUCGACAAGAAGCAGAAGUUAAGAGGUACUUACAGAACAACAUUGAUCAGAUUGUUAAGUCAUCUGAAUACAGCCUGUCAAACCUCAUUGGUUUACGUGAGCUGAAUUUGUGUGGCUGCAGGAGGAUCACCGACAUUACACUAAUCUAUGCCUUUCAUCUGCGGGAAUUACAAUACCUUAACCUUUCCUUCUGUCAAGCGGUUGGGGAGAGUGGACUGGAAGCAAUGGCCCGUCACUGCCCAAGUCUUGAGGUGUUGAUGCUGGCAGAAUGUGGCCAGACUACUGACCAAGUCAUACUUGUCAUUGCUCAUUAUCUUAAACGUAUCAAGACACUAGAUCUACAGAUGUGUGUGAAGCUGACAGAUGAUGCUCUGGACAGUCUCAGCAACUGUCACACACUACAGUACCUGGAUGUCAGUGGUUGUGAGAAGAUGAGCCUCGAGCAGGUGAGAUAUGUUCAAAUGAAGAUACCCAGGCUCCUUAAUCUUCACCACCGUGGUGUGACGGAGAAAACCACCAAUGGAAGCGAGACGGAGAAAUUUCCUCCCAAAGCAACUGUGAAGAUUCCCUCCCCACCACCCCUGUUUUCUAAACUUAAAAAGAAAGUAUCACGCAUAUAGAAAAUGAAAUUCAGGUGUAAUUGUAAUUUAGUUACGAAAACCUCAACAGGUAUUUCUAGAUUCAAUAUCUUUAUGUACUGAGUAACAGGUAAACAGUAGAGCCUUUGCUUUUCACACAUGUUUAUUCUUAGUCAUAUAUGGAUGUAAAAUAUGUGAAAGUAAUAACCUUAAAUGAGGACAAUAAGAAAAAUAGGUACACUGUGUAGUAAAACCACAAUAACAAGUGAAUGUGGCACAUUGCAUGUUAUGUGCUGGUGGUGAUAGUAAUGUCCAACUUGAGGGUACAGUAGUAAAGAGAGAAGGUAGGUGGAGAAGAAAGGAGACAGUGACACUGAAAGUAACAGUACAACACUGUGCUAACGACACUGUACAAUAUGUGAUCCCCAUGCUUUAGUGACACUGUACAUCAUGUGACCCAUGUUUCAGUGACACUACAUCAUGCAACCCUCAUGCUUCAAAUGAAUGAGAAGUUUCCAUUUUUGGCACAUUAAUUCUACACUUGCACUUACUUGACCACUGAGAACUGAGGAAGGAACAAGAGAGUGAAGGAAGAGGAUGAGAAAUUUGGAGAAGGAAAAUUUUAAACAGAAGGGAGAGAAGGAUGAGCGAGUUAAGAGGGAAUGAUACAGUUAAUAUUGACUUUUCAGCCAUAGAACAUCCUUGCUUGAGGUGAUAGAAGGGUUAUCAGCAUCAUCAUCUGUAGGUAUAGAUAUUGUGAGGUUUAAGGCUGCUGGUUGGCUUAACUUAGCAAGGUUUGCAGUCUGAAGAGGUAACACAUGUUUUCUGAAAAUAGUGAGUAAUAUGAGGUUGUAUUUGAAUUAUAGUUUCAUGCAGAUGAUCUGAGAUAAGUGUACAUUCAUGAUUAAUUCUUGUCUCCAUGUUGGACAUGACUUUUAUCAAGCCAUCAGCCAUAUCACUGAAAGAAUACUUUGGAGAUGGCUUAUUCAGCUCAGUUUUCUGAGGGAACUCCUUGGCUUGGGCUGGCUAUAUGAUACCACUGAUCAUUUGACUUAGUGAAUGAAAAUGUAUUAAACAGGUGAGAUGUCAUACAUCAUUGUAUAAAAGAGAAAGGUAAUCAUCAGAAAAAACAUCAGUGGUCUUAAAAAAAAAAAAAUAGUGAUUGUUCACAAAAACUGUGGUCGUACACUGACAAUAGUCUUGUAAAAAAUCUGUGAUCAAAUAUAAAGGCAUUGGUUUAACAGAAACCAGUAGUUUUAUAAAACAGCAGUAAUAUUAUAAAAAUAUUCUAUUUAGUCUAAUAAUAUAAAGCAGUUGUCAUUACAAAAGUGCAUCAUUUGUACAUAAUCUAAAAUUCAUUACUAGUCAAAUCCUACAAUACUGUCAGAAAUGUCCGAGUAGGAGAGCAGUGCAAAGCCAUGAAUUGCAUUUAACAAUACUGUACAUAUUCAAAAUUUGUGCCAUGUGAAAACCAUCAAAUUAACCAUAAUUAUAUAGAGGGAUAGGAGAUCGAGGCAAGUCCCUAAAGGCAAAUUCCUCAAUGCAUAUUCCAAAACUAAUAGCAGAGCAAAAAUUAAAAAUCACCUAAAAAAAAUUCUGUGAGGCACUAGAGUGGAGCAAAGCCCAGGCGGUGCAUUCCACAUUACAGUAAAUUUGUUUCAGGUCAAAACCAAUGUCAGUCAAAAAAAAAAUAUAGGAUUGGCCUGAGCUUUAACCAUGCCCCAGGACAAAUGAUCCUCAGAAUUGACUGCAGGUAUAUAAGAGAAUGGGGCAAUUUCAGUCAGGCGCAGUCAGCGAUACAAACCUAAAACUCACUUCACAUCAGGAAUGAGACAGGUGGGGAAGGGGGGAAAGCAACAAGGUUUGAGAUGAGGCAUAGAAGGGUAGCUCUAAUUUCUUGGCUCAAGAGUCCUUCACCAUCAUCAAAACACCUUGAAGGAACUGUGAAAUAUAAACUAAGCCUUGCAACAUUUUUCCAUUCAUAUUCAUUCUGGUUAGAAGAUUUUGUCCCAUUUAUAAAACAAGUUUUUAUAGUUCCUAUAUUAAAAUCAUUAUCAUUACACAAAUUGAAACACACUGCUAAAGAUCCCUUCAAGGCAGUGCCUUGAUAUUCAUGAAGGGUUCUUGUUCCAAGGAAUUUGCUUUCCACUUUCCUGUAAUCAAACAUGAUUACUUUUUAUUCCCCUGGCGCUGUGUGAUGCCCAGGGACCUAGCACUUUUGCAUAAUUAUACAGUAAACUCUUAUAACAUGCAGGAUACAUUCCUGAAAAUUAGCACCUUACAGAAAUUAGUGGUACAUAUGUGAAGUGAAAAAUGUAUGGGGAAACUAGGGUUAUGUUUCUGAGACCUCCAAAUUUGGUAGGUUUGGAGGCAGAUUUUCAUUUGUUUACACAAAAUCACUCUAUGCAUUGUGGCUUUGUUUGAGAAUUUUCUAUAAUGAUAAUAGUUCUCCAUUCUAAAACUGUGUAAAUACUUGAAUUUUUAAUUUUGUUAAAUAGUAAUAAAACUUCCACUUUAAAAAGUCAGGAAUAGUACCCAUGUUAAAUAACAUUUGAAGCAAGACUUACCGACAAUUAUUGCUAUUAUGUGCCGAGCCAGUGAAAGGUUUGCUCUGCAUGUAAUGUCUUUCUUCCAUAUAUUAAAUAACUAGUAAUCAAUGAUGCUGAUUACUCUCUGCAUAUCUAUAAAACAUUAGCAAAUUAAAUUAGUCGAGCAUUUUAGACAAGCUGUUCCUUUACUUAAUGUUCUUUUAUAAAAAAAAAUGAGAGUGGAUUCUUGGUAUUAAGAUUAAGCAGAUGAUAUUUCCAUAGAAUUUUAUAGGAAUAAUAGAUUCGGCUCAUUUUCAAAACUUUCUCCCCUUCUGAGUCAAUUUGGAAUUUUUUGAGGUUGACACCUCUAUCUACCCUAUUCACCAUACUAUGUAAAUUUUGUGUGUGUUUGUGUGUGUGUGUGUGUCUGUGUGUGUGUGUGUGUGUGUGUGUGUGUGUGUGUGUGUGUGUGUGUGUGUGUGUGUGUGUGUGUGUGUGU
Messenger RNA from Cherax quadricarinatus, 5402 nucleotides. RefSeq names its product F-box/LRR-repeat protein 2. Gene Ontology annotation, biological process: SCF-dependent proteasomal ubiquitin-dependent protein catabolic process. Gene Ontology annotation, molecular function: protein binding. The record is from RefSeq and is a predicted model, not a curated record. Gene Ontology annotation, cellular component: SCF ubiquitin ligase complex; cytoplasm. NCBI's taxonomy places the organism in Eukaryota, Metazoa, Arthropoda, Malacostraca, Decapoda, Parastacidae.